GUGGAUGGUCGUGAAAAGCAAACCAAGAAAAUCAGAGCAGAAGAACCAUCAAUAAUGGCGAUUCUCCCACUCUCAAGAGCCACGCUCCUUCAUCUUCUUCUGUCUCUCUAUCUUUUUGGUCAUGCCAUCUCAUCUUCAGCCACGGGCACCAGCAGUGUGCCGGCCACUACAUUCGGCGACGACGUCCCGCCGGCCAACCGUUCAAGUUUCCCGGCGGGAUUCAUCUUCGGGUCGGCGUCGGCUUCUUACCAGGUUGAAGGCGCGGUAGCUGAAGGUGGGAAAGGACCUACCAAUUGGGAUGUCUACACUGCCAAAUAUCCAGAGAGGAUAGCCGAUCGUAGCAACGGGAAUGUGGCCGUCGAUGCGUAUCAUCGUUACAAGGAAGACAUAGCAAUCAUGAAAAGUUUAGGAUUUAAUUCUUAUAGAUUUUCUCUCUCGUGGGCUCGAAUUUUACCAAUGUUACUUAUUAUGUCGUCGUAACACUUUGGUCUCCUUAUUAAUUAACGAAUUCCUCAAAUGGUGGUAUCUCCAGGCAUUAAACCUUUUGUGACCAUAUUUCACUUCGACCUUCCUGAAGCCCUGGAAAAAGAAUAUGCCGGCUUCCUUAGCCGUAAAAUUGUGAAGGAUUUUGUCGCCUAUGCGGAUCUUUGUUUCAAGCACUUUGGAGAUCGAGUUCAACACUGGGUCACAGUCAACGAGCCUCUAUCGCUUGCUUUGUUUGGCUAUGGCCAGGGAACGUUGGCGCCUGGCCGAUGCUCGAAAUGGAUGAACUUGAACUGCACUGGGGGAGACUCAGCCACCGAGCCAUACAUAGUCGGACACCACCUCCUUCUUUCCCAUGCCUUCAUCGUCAAAUUGUACAGAGAGAAAUAUCAAGCAACACAAAAGGGCAAGAUCGGCACUGCCCAAGUGAUACAAUGGCUUCUUCCUCUCUCCGAUUCGAAGGAAGAUCACGAAGCUAGGCAACGGAGAAUAGAUUUCACGCUUGGAUGGUUUCAGGACCCAUUGGCCACCGGAGACUAUCCGGCAUCGAUGAGAGCUAAUGUGGGGAAACGAUUGCCCGAAUUCUCAAAAGAGGAAGCCGAGAUGUUGAAAGGCUCUGCCGAUUUCGUGGGGUUGAACUACUAUACAUCUUACUACGUUUUCAAUGACCCUCCUCCGGCUAAUGCUCUCAAGAGCGCUACGACUGAUUCUCAUACCAAUUUUUCACCCACGAAGAAUAAUGUCGAUAUCGGCCCAAAGGCAGGGAUAGUUUGGCAGUACAUUUACCCCAAAGGGAUUCGAGAUGUUGUUCUCUAUGCGACAAAGAAGUAUCCUAACACACCUAUUUACAUCACUGAAAAUGGCAUGGGGGAGGUCAAUAACGACACCUUAAGUAUCAAGGAAGCUCUUAACGACACUCUGAGAGUCUUUUUCUAUCGUGAGCAUAUAGCAUAUCUCAACAGUGCAAUCAAGUAAGAUCAAUAUACCACGAUUUAAUUUAAUGUUUCACAUGCUUGUCUACAAACUAUGGUUAUUAAAUUUUCAAAUGUCUUGACAUUUCGUGUAUAUAAUUUUAGAAUGUAUGCAUUCAUAAUAAAAAUUAAUAAAUAAAUAACUUUUGCACAAUUUAUCUGGUCAUGCAGGGAUGGUGCAAAUGUGAAAGGACAUUUUGCUUGGUCAAUAAUGGACAACUUUGAAUGGGCGGAGGGCUAUACGAUCCGAUUCGGCAUAAACUUUGUGGACUACAAAAAUGGGCUUAAACGAUACCCUAAACAAUCUGCCAUCUGGUACCGUAACUUCUUCAGGAAUUAGUCAUGAUCUAUCCGACUUUGAUAAUUGUACUUUGUUUGAGUUUUCAUGUUGUCAUUUCCGAAAAGACAUAUUCUAUGAGAG
Molecule: messenger RNA, 1875 nt
Organism: Linum tenue
Lineage: Eukaryota; Viridiplantae; Streptophyta; Magnoliopsida; Malpighiales; Linaceae
Source: the annotation of a GenBank genome assembly